UCAAUUAUCGUUUGGUGGCGAAUAAAAUCAGUCGAUUUUGCUUUUCAUCUGCUUGCAAUUAAUUUAGAAUACUGUUCAGCUAUUAAGUGGAAAGAUAUUUUAUUCUUUUUACGUCUCCAAAUCAGCGCUAUGAUCAGAAAGGUACUUUUAAGCUGCUUAUUACUUCUCGCAUUGAGUGGCCAACUUGAAGCUCAACUUCUUGGUUUGGGCGAAAUGAUUUCUUUUUUCCUUUCACCAAUUUCUUUUUACCACAGAAUAGUGAUGAGACGGAAUCAAGAACUAGCAGCUGCUUUGGGUGAAACUGCAUUUGAAACGUACAGAAGAAACCGCUGGCUUGGUCUACCAUUUUUUAUUCGAAAUAGGUAUCCAAUAAUAGGCACAAUAAGCAAAAGAACAGAUUACGAUGAUUCGGCAGUCUUAAUAGAUGGGAACUUAGCAUUAAGACUACCAAGACGUCAAACAGAUGGUACUGGUAUGACACCUUUCAAAAAUGGAGAUCUGUCAUUAGGAGAACUGGGAGACCAGCGACAAUGGGCUGAUUCACCUUCUUUGAGAGAUGGUGGCCUAUCGAGAGGAGAACUAAGACCCCAGUUAUACCAUCCUUAUAUGAGAGAUUUUAAAGGUAGGGACGGAGCAAACGGAGAACUGAGAGAAAGACAGCAUCGAAUUCAUCCACCACAUCUUAAUGAUCCAGAUUCUUCAAGAAUUGAACCCAUAUCCGAACCACAUCACCCACAUUCGAUAUCUGCGGAAGGUGAGGAGCCAUCAAAAGGAGAGCCAAAAGGCCGAGUAGAUCAAAAUCGCCCAAUAUAUUUUAAAGGUGGCAAUCGACUAACAGAAGAACCUAGACCCCAGCUACCCAGCACCCAUUCGACAGCUUUUCAAAAUGGAGUUCCCUCAGAAGGAGAACCAAGGAGUCGUGGAAUACAUCAUACAGGUGGAGAUUCAGCAGAUGGCACACCAAGACGCAUACCAAUGAAUGGACCUGGAAUGAUAUCUUCUGGAGGUGGAGAUUUAGAAAAAGGAAUACCAGGACGCCAAAUAAUGAAUGGACCGGGAAAGAUAUCAUCUGGAGGUGGAGAUUUAGCAAAAGGAAUACCAGGACACCAAAUGAUGAAUGGACCUGGAAUGAUAUCAUCUGGAGGGAAUUCAGAAGACGGAAGACCAAGACGCCUGAUAAUGGAUGGACCUGGAAUGAUAUCUGGUGGUUUAGAUUCCGCAGAUGGCGCACCAAGACGCCUACCAAUGGAUGGAUCUGGAAUGAUAUCUGCUGGAGGUGGAGAUUCAGCAGAUAGCACACCAAGACGCAUACCAAUGAAUGGACCUGGAACGACAUCUUCAGGAGGUGGAGAUUCCGCAGAUGGCGCACCAAGACGCCUACCAAUGGAUGGAUCUGGAAUGAUAUCUGCUGGAGGUGGAGAUUCAGCAGAUAGCACACCAAGACGCAUACCAAUGAAUGGACCUGGAACGACAUCUUCAGGAGGUGGAGAUUCCGCAGAUGGCGCAACAAGACGUCUACCAAGGGAUGGAUCUGGAAUGAUAUCUUCUGGAGGUGGAGAUUUAGCAAGAGGAACACCAGGACACCAAAUAAUGAAUGGACCUGGAAUAUCAUCUGGAGGUGGAGAUUUAGCAAGAGGAACACCAGGACGCCAAAUAAUGAAUGGACCGGGAAUGAUAUCAUCUGGAGGUGGAGAUUUAGGAAGAGGAACACCAGGACGCCAAAUAAUGAAUGGACCAGGAAUAUCCUCUGGAGGUGGAGAUCUAGCAAAAGGAACACCAGGACGCCAAAUAAUGAAUGGACUUGGAAUAUCAUCUGGAGGUGGAGAUUUAGCAAGAGGAACACCAGGACGCCAAAUAAUGAAUGGACCUGGAAUAUCAUCUGGAGGUGGAGAUUUAGCAAGAGGAACACCAGGACGCCAAAUAAUGAAUGGACCUGGAAUAUCAUCUGGAGAUUUAGGAAGAGGAACACCAGGACGCCAAAUAAUGAAUGGACCUGGAAUAUCAUCUGGAGGUGGAGAUUUAGCAAGAGGAACACCAGGACGCCAAAUAAUGAAUGGACCUGGAAUAUCAUCUGGAGGUGUAGAUUUAGGAAGAGGAACACCAGGACGCCAAAUAAUGAAUGGACCUGGAAUAUCAUCUGGAGGUGGAGAUUUAGCAAGAGGAACACCAGGACGCCAAAUAAUGAAUGGACAGGGGAUGAUAUCAUCUGGAGGGAAUUCAGAAGACGGAAGAUCAAGCCGCCUGAUAAUGGAUGGACCUGGAAUGAUAUCAUCUGGAGGGAAUUCACAAGAAGGAAAACCACGAAGUCUAAUUAUAGGAAGUCCUCAAAUGAUAACUUUUGAAGGUGGUAAUAAAAUACAAGGAAAUCGAAGACGUCUAAUAAUAGAUAGUCCUCAAAUGAUUGCUUCCGAAGGUGGAGUUUUAGCAGAUGGAAAACCAAGACGACUAAUAAUAGAAAGCCCAGAAUUGAUAGCCUUUGAAGAUGGCGAUGCAGUAGAAGGACAAUUAAGUCGCUCUUCUGGAAGUUCUCGUUCUGCAUUUAUCAACGGUGGUGAUAAUCUUCGCUUACGUCACAAACGGCAGAUAGCAGAGAAAUUUCUAGAAAAUUCAGAAGGCAAUCAGAAUGGAAGAUAUAUAUUUUCCCAGAAGCGCCUUCAAGCCUUUCCUGAAUUUAAUUUGUUUGCAAAUCCAGAUGGAAAGUUGCAUCAUAUUUUUUCCGAUUCUCGGAGGGUUACGGAUGAUAUCAACAGAGGUACUGAGCAUGUGAGAACUUUAGUGAUGAGAAACGGGAUCAAGAAAUAAAUCAAGAUGGGAGCGUGGAUAAUGUUUUAUAUUAAUCCAGAUUAUGUUCAUAAUAAACAGGAAUGAAUAUUAAUAAACU
Molecule: messenger RNA, 2881 nt
Organism: Argiope bruennichi
Lineage: Eukaryota; Metazoa; Arthropoda; Arachnida; Araneae; Araneidae
Exons: 37
Coding region: 130-2802 (890 amino acids)
Source: RefSeq, a predicted model, not a curated record